AAUAAAUUAACCAUUUGGCCUCCUUUGCGCAGAUUUUGACUGGCAUUAAGCAAUGAUUUCCAAAACAGCAGUCCAUGCACAAGUCUAAAAUAAAUAGCUAAGGCAGACUUCUAAAUGCGUGUGUAUCGUUAGGAAGAAAAGGUUAAAUUUUCAACUAUUCCAAUACGUAGGGCAUAUGAAAGAAGGAUUUGGAGGAAUACUGAAUCUUGCUUUCAUUUUCUCAUGCAAUAUUUCAACUUUUUACCGCACCGCUUUGUUUCAGUGACGAAGGCAAUCAAACAAAUGACAGAACCUUAGAACUCCACUCCAAAAAUUCCAGACACUUAAGUGCUGCCUGCGAUAAACUUAGACCUGCCGUCAUUACAGAUAUCUUGUGUAGCUCUGGAGAGUGUAAACUAGCACAAAGUGUGAAAAGGCUUGAAAAAACAAGCUAUAGAAGUCUAGGAAGAAAUUUCGGUUCUCCUGAAAGUAGCCUGUACGAGGCAUUCAAUUAAUAGGGUGCGAAAUAGCAAACGGUGCGAUGGUACCGAGGAGGCAUGGGUCGCGACUCGACCCAAUUCCUCCUCCUUUUCAUUACUCUACCACCACCAUGGCGGUCUGCCACCGUGUUGGGCUUCGUUCUACAAACUGAACGCUUGAAACAGGCGAUCCAUAUUAAAGCCGGGUUUACAUGCGCCACCGUUUGAUCGCUGUGUUGAUUUCCGGGAUUUGAAAUUGAAAAGCAUGCAACUGAUAAAUGGCCAAUGAGACUGUAAUUGAUCCGGAAGUCGUGGCACUUUUUGAAGACUCGGGGGAUGAAGGAAGCUUCGAUGGGUUCAAUGAAUUAGAUAGGGCAGGUUUGAAUUUAGAUAAUGAUUCAGACUUAGAUUUAGAUGACCUAGAAACUGAAGAAGAUGACACAGAUACCGAAGAAGAAGAGGCUUGCUGGACUGACCAGCUCGUCGAUCUCCAAGUUCCUGAGUUCGUAGCAGCUACUGGCAUUAAUUUAGUCUUAAAUAAUCCUAAUGAACUGGAUAUAUUUUUAGCUUUUAUCGCGGAUGAUUUGUGGGAUAAAAUGGUUGAGGAAAGUAAUCGUUAUGCGCACCAAAAGCUUGACAAUCGAUCGGAAAAUUUUCGCGCCAUAACGCGAGCAGAAAUGAAGGCAUUCAUUGGAAUUAACAUAAUUAUGGGUAUUGAUAAGCUCCCAGCCUAUGCUCUUUACUGGUCAACCGAUGAAUUUUUUGGAAAUCCAGGAAUUAAGAGGGUCAUGGCUAAGAAUAGAUUUGAACAAUUAAGUUGCUAUUUACAUUUUAAUGAUUCAAGCAAAGAGCCCGCAAGGGGUACUAGAGAUUACGAUCGCCUUUUCAAAGUUCGAACCGUUUUAGAUUAUGUUCGUGCUAAAUGUAGUGGGAAUUUCCUGCCCACUAAGAACAUUUCUGUAGAUGAGGGUAUGGUUGGUUUUCGAGGGAGGUUAUCUUUCAAGCAGUACAUGCCGGCAAAGCCAACUAAGUAUGGUAUUAAAGUUUGGAUGGCUGCUGAUUCUAGUAAUGGCUAUGUGCUGAAUUUUGAUGUGUACUUAGGUAAGGAACCAAACCAGCGGCCAAGAAUUUAUGGCUUAGGGUACGAUGUGGUGACAAGUAUGAUAAGGCCUUUCAUGAAUAAGAACCAUCAUGUCUACUUUGACAAUUUUUUCAGCUCAGUUAAGUUAUUAGAACAUUUAGCAAGUAAUGAUACUUAUGCUUGCGCCACUGUAAGAUCUAAUCGUAAGGACUUACCUCCAUGUGCAAAGGAUAAAUUGGGCCAAGGGCAGAAGCUAGUUCACCAAAAGGGAAAUGUUGUUUUUACUAGGUGGCAUGAUAAGAGAGAUGUUAGUAUAAUUUCCUCUAAUUGUAGUCCUUUAGCCAUAGAUUUAGUAGUAAACAAACAAAAUCAGCAGAUUUCUAAGCCAGCAGUAGUUGAUCAUUACAAUAAGCACAUGGGAGGUGUUGAUUUUGCAGAUCAAUUACGCAGCUAUUACUCAAUAGGCCGUUCCUCUUAUACAUGGUAUAAGUAUUUGUUUUGGUUUUUAAUUGAUAUUUCAAUAUGCAAUUCUUUCAUUCUGUAUAAUCAUCAUAGGCGAGAGCAUGGGCAAGGUAAAGUAAAACAGCUAAAUUUUAGGAUGAAUCUUGCAAAGCAAUUGAUAGGGGGGGUUACUACAAAAGGCUCUGUAGGUCAUUCUGCUAAGCGCCGUAAGAUUGAGAAUUUGUCUCUCCAGUCAGGAAAUGCAGGAUUUCAUUUUAUAGUUAAAAUUGAUGGUAGGAAGAAAGUUUGUAUUCAAUGCAAGAAGUUGGGUAGAAAGACAGUGUCAGGUCGAUCGAUAGAGACCUCAUUUCAGUGCUUACAAUGUAGCAUAGCCCUUUGUAAAACUUGCUUUCAAGCUUUUCAUUCAAACUGAAAUUUCAAACCCUGAGUCAAUCACCAUAGAAUAAGUGUCCAAAAGAAGAGGAAACAAACAAA
Molecule: messenger RNA, 2475 nt
Organism: Pocillopora damicornis (cauliflower coral)
Lineage: Eukaryota; Metazoa; Cnidaria; Anthozoa; Scleractinia; Pocilloporidae
Product: piggyBac transposable element-derived protein 4-like
Source: RefSeq, a predicted model, not a curated record